UGGAACCAGAAAGCCGCCUGCUGCCUGUAGCGAGAUGGCGAUCGGUUGGGAGAGUUGGAACCUUCUUCCGAACAGACCUAAUGCGUUUUGUACCGUUGUACAGUCUUAGUUGCCCUGGAGGCCCAUCAGUUAAAAGGCGCGAAUACGUGGCAACGAGUCCGUCGCCUUCUCACUUGUCCGUCACAUCCUCUGCCUCUUCCACCGGCAGCCAUGAUCUACCAAGCUUUGCUCUCACUUGUCUCUUCCGCUAUCAUCCUCGGCUCGGCGCCGGCCCAAGCUCUGGACAAUGGUCUUGCGCUGACGCCUCAGCGUGGCUGGAAUACUUGGAAUAAGUACGGCUGCAACAUCAACGCGUCCAUCAUCCUUGCAAAUGGCAAGGCUCUGAUUGACGAAGGCUUGCACAAGGCCGGCUACGAAUACGUCGUCGUCGAUGACUGCUGGCAGGGUCCGCGUGACCCAAGCACGGGGCGCAUCACCGUCGACUCGACCAAGUUCCCACACGGGCUCAAAAAUCUCACAGACGAGAUCCAUGCGAUGGGUCUCAAAGCCGGCAUCUACAGCAGCGCUGGCUCCAUGACGUGCGGCAGACACGUCGGUAGCUUGGACCACGAGGAGAUCGAUGCGCAGACUUUUGCGGAUUGGGGUUUCGACUACCUCAAAUACGAUAAUUGCUUCAACGAAGGCCGUUCUGGAACACCAAAGAUCUCGUACGACCGCUACAAUGCGAUGACUAUGGCGCUCAACAAAACGGGUCGGCCAAUCCUUUUCAGUCUGUGCCAGUGGGGUGAGGACAGCUCCUACCUCUGGGCACCGACGAUCGCCAACAGCUGGCGAAUAUCCGGCGACAUUUACGACAACUUUGACCGUGCAGAUGCCAGAUGCCCUUGUGACGACAUGACGACGCAGACAUGCUACCUGCAAGGUUUCCACUGCUCGGUCAAAAAGAUUGUCAACUUUGCCAAGAGUCUCGGUCAGAAGGCGUUCCCGUCUGCUUGGCUCGAUCUGGAUAUGCUUGAAGUCGGAAAUGGAGGCAUGAGCACGACGGAGUAUGUCACGCACUUUUCCAUGUGGGCCAUGAUGCGCAGUGCGAUGAUCUUGGGCAACGAGCUGUUUAGCAUGGACAAUGCGACACGAGCGAUCGUCAAGAACACUCAUGUCCUCGACCUCAUCUCGGGCGACGCAAACGGGUCCCCUGCGUACCCGGUCUGGGAAGAGACCACUUCGACCAACGGCACGGAGAUGCAGCUGUGGUUCUCCUCGCUAGUCAACGGCACGUACGCCGCCGCACUCGUCAACUGGGGCAGCCAAGAUGCAUCGGGGCAGAGCAUCGACUUGAGCACUUUCUUCGUCGACGAUGCGCCCGCGCGCAAGGCGUCGUGGGACGUAUACGACCUGUGGGCAGGCGUCGAUUUUAAGCAGGGCACCGUACCCGCCAAGCUGAGCAAGCUGAGUGGCUCGCCAUUCACAGGCUCGAUCGGCAACCUCGAUGUGCCCUCGCACGGCAUCAAGCUGCUCCGCCUCGUGCCUGCCGGUACUGAUGGAAAGGGGAUGUCGGAGCAGGAGCACAAGCGGCGAGCGCUGCAGGAAGCCGAGCACGUCCAGCUCGAGAGGGCAAUGCAGUGGCAGGAAGACCGAGUGAAUGCGCGCAGGAUGGCUAGCCGCGGACUGUAGACGCUCCCUUCCGGCAGAACUGAGUUUCCCUUUGCGAUGUUCUUUCUAUCUAUUCGAAAAGGCUGCUCGAAACCGCAAAGUGUCUUUCUCUGUACUUUCAAGGCAUUGCAAUGCGUA
Tilletiaria anomala UBC 951 is the source of this 1788-nucleotide messenger RNA. Its product is annotated as glycoside hydrolase family 27 protein. Gene Ontology annotation, molecular function: alpha-galactosidase activity. Gene Ontology annotation, biological process: carbohydrate metabolic process. The coding region runs from base 211 to 1671 and encodes 486 amino acids. The record is from RefSeq and is a predicted model, not a curated record. The transcript is spliced from 7 exons. Lineage: Eukaryota; Fungi; Basidiomycota; Exobasidiomycetes; Georgefischeriales; Tilletiariaceae.